AGAGGAACGAAGGAGGACCAGGAAGCAUAUCGGAGGAUGUGGAGGAGGAGGAAGAGCAGAGAAGCGGGCAAGCGCAAGCGCCCGUCCGAUCGAUGCCCGUCUCCCGCUCGUAUAAAGCGCUCGUCCUCGGGGGGCGCGCGACAGUUGGCGUUCCGCAUUCGGAACAUGCGCCGCGACGCGGGUGUUCACCGAGUUCACCGUUUCUCCUAGAAAGCGUCCUUGACUGUAUCGUUCUCGCCAGCUCGUUCGCGGACAAACGUCGCGGGCAGACCUCGGAGAGUCACCGCCGUUGUCGUCGUCGUUGUCGUCGUCGUUGUCAUCGUUGUCGUCGUCGUCGUGCUCGAUGACCGAUCUUUUCGCGUCGCGCGAUCAGUCUUGUUUACCGCGGCGAGCAAGUCAGGCCGCGUGUGUUGUCCUUGGACAAUAACAUUCCUCGAGAGUCGCCGUAGCGAUACGGAUCGCUGGUAUCGCGUCGUCCGCCGGCGUACCAAGCGGAGUCCAUUUUCGCGAAAGUGUGGGCCGUUGGCAGUCGGGUCUCGCAGUGAUUACGAACGCGGAGAACGCGAUCGAUCGACGAGUGAAUAUCAUCGGGAUCAGUGGUUGCGGACAGAGAUAGAGAGGGAAUCUCGAAGGGAAUAACGCGGUGGAAGACGCUGGCAAGAUCAGCGCGCGGGACGAUAACACGCACUCGGUGGAUACGCGAUACCUCCGCGUGUUCGCGUUCCCCGGAAAUCCGGCGCGUUGAGCACGGAUGUCCAGGCUCGGCGCGAUCACGCCACGGACGGUUUGACGUCACGACCAUUCACGAUCGAGUUGGCCGCGUCAGAGGCGCGUUCCCCAGCGUCGCCUCCGAAGCAGCGACGAUUCGGCCGGUCAAUUGGUUCGACGUCGCGCGUCACGGCACGACGAAGCCGCGGCUUGAUUACUGGCUCGUUUCUCGCGACGUGUCAGCGACAUUCGUCCCGGGCGAGAUACAUCCGGGCAGGCGUCAGAACGGCGGUCGCUGGACCGUCCGGCGGACGUCUCGACCGCCGUACGGCGAACCGCUGGAGCCAGGAGGUGGAGAAGGAGGGGUUGUGGAGGUGGUGGAGGAGGAAGGCCCGCGGACGUGCAACAAGUUAAGAGGCCGCCGCCGCUACCGUCGACAUCGCUGCCGCCGCCACCGUCCUCGCCACGAUGUGACAUGGAUAUCCUAGCCGUAGCCUGCGCCCUCGUCGCCACGGCCCUCUAUUGCAACACCCUGCAAGCGGGUUUCGUCUACGAUGAUCGAAGAGCUAUCCUGACGAAUCCGGACGUCCUGUCCAGCACGCCGUGGUCCCGGCUGCUGGAGAACGACUUCUGGGGUACGCCCCUGAACGAUCGAGGGUCCCACGGCAGCUACAGGCCUCUCUGCGUGGCGACCUUUCGUUUGAAUCAUCUGCUGGGCGGUCUGGACCCGUGGGGCUAUCAUCUGGUGAACGUCGCGUUGCACGCCGCCUGCACCGUGCUCGUGGUCAGGGUUGCCAGAAAGGUACUGCCUGGAAGAAACAACCUAGGCCACGCGAUCGCCGGCUUCCUGUUCGCGGCGCAUCCGAUCCACAGCGAGGCGGUGGCCGGUGUGGUCGGUCGCGCCGAUCUUCUCGCCUGUCUCUUGACCCUGUCGGCGUUCCUCGCGUACAGCGUUCACUGCGAGCGCACCAGGUCGUCGUUUCCCUUGAUACUGGCCCUAGCGUCCUCCACGCUGGCCACGCUCGCCAAGGAGACGGGGAUAUCGUCGCUGGCUCUGUGUCUCCUCUGGGAACUCUGUCGCGGCGAGUCGGGUCGGAAGGUAAAUUGCGGCCUGACACGCACGCGUAGCAUCGGCAUCGUCUCCGGAAGUUUGGCCCUGCUGGUACUCGGUAGGCUAAGGAUCACCGGCACGAGGCCAGAAUUCGCUAGCGCGGACAAUCCGACCGCCAGGCACCCCUCUCGCCUAACGCGCGGUCUCACAUUCCUCUAUUUACCCGCUGCAAGCGCCAAGAUGUUACUUUGCCCCAGUACGCUAAGCUUCGACUGGUCCAUGGACGCCGUGCCACGAAUCACGAGUCUCCUAGACGCGAGGAACCUCGAGUCUGCCUGUUUGUACACCGCGCUAAUUGGCGCCUCGAUCUGGACGAUAAGGACGCUUCGACGACCACCCCGGGACGUUUCUAGUCUAAAUUUCGCGCAGUAUCAUCGCUCCGUGUCGUCCAGGUGUCCGGUGUGCGCUGGCAGGCGAACAGGGGGCUGUCACACGGACGGCUGUCGAGCGGCGAAUAACAAUAACAACGGGCCGAUCGGCGAUUGCCACUGCGCGAAGAGGCCUAACAGUGGAUCGACUUGGAGCAACGGAUUCGCUGGCAGACAGGCGACGGCGAGCAGCGUCGCGACGUCCCUCGGUUUCCUCGUGCUUCCCUUCCUACCGGCUAGCAAUUUGUUCUUCUACGUGGGCUUCGUCAUAGCCGAGAGGAUUCUCUAUUUACCGAGCGUGGGCGCGUGUCUGAUCGUCGGAGCCGCGAUCUCGUCGUUCUAUCACAUAGCCAGAAGACACGGAUCGAGAAGGAGAGGCAGGAUAGUGCUGCUGGCCACCGCGAUCCUCGUUUGCCUGAUGUCGGCCAAGACGUUGUCGAGGAACACGGACUGGUUCGACGAGGAGAGCCUGUACAAAUCUGCGUUGCACGUAAACCCACCGAAAGCUUAUGGUAAUUUGGGCAGCGUGCUGAGCGCUCAGGGACGCGUCGCGGAGGCGGAGGAGGCGUUCGUCCAGGCGCUUCGCUAUCGACCGAACAUGGCGGACGUACACUACAAUCUGGGAAUAUUGCAGCAGGGCAGAAAGAAUUACGAGGAGGCGAUUCUGAGUUAUCAGCGAGCGAUCCAUUUCCGGCCUUCGUUAGCUCAGGCUUACGUGAAUCUGGGCGCGGCUCUGGCCUCGGUCGGACGCGGAACGGAAGCGGCUGCGGUUUUGCGGGCCGGCGCAUCCUUGGACGGUUCCGGCCUCAAGGACAAGAGGGCUCACGAGGCGGCCAGAGUGCAGGCCCUCCUUCAAUUAGGCGCCCUCUACGCCGAUCAGGGCAGAUUACAAAGGGCCCUGUCGGCGUACAGGGAGGCGCUCGACGCGCUCCCGGAUCACUAUCCACCUCAGAGCGUUUACAAUCUGCUGGGGGAAACUCUAUCGAGGCUGCAACAGUACGCGGAAGCGGAAAGGUGGUUCCAGGCGAGUUUGGCCAGCCAGCCUGACCACGUGCCGGCCCACAUCACUUACGGAAAACUUUUGGCCCGAAACUCGAGCCGCGUGCUGGAAGCCGAGAGAUGGUUCCUGAGGGCCCGUAGGUUGGCGCCGGACGACUCGAGCGUGCACCAUCAUUACGGACUGUUCCUGACGUCGCAGGGUCGACUAUCGGAGGCGGCAGAGGAGCAACUGCGGGCUGCCGAACUUUCCAGAUCCGAUUACGAGCUGUCGAUGGCGGCGGCGUCCGCGCUGCGCCAGGCGGACAGGCUGGAGGACGCCGAGGUGUGGUACAGGCACGCGGCCAGCCUGAGGCCGCACGAGGCGCGAAGUCACACGAAUUUGGGCGCGAUUCUUCACCUAAAUGGAAAAUACAAGCAGGCUGCGGCAGCGUACAGCGAGGCGUUGAGGCUGCAGCCGGGCGACGCGACGACCAUCAUGAACCUGCACAAAUUGGCGGCGAUCCUCGCGUGACCUCGUCACGAUCGCGCGACGGAAACCGACGAGAGAGACGAGUGUGUGUACUAUACGACCCCAGGAAAGACCCUCUACCGACUCGCCGUAUUUCCUGACCCCACGUCUCCCCGAUCUUCCUCCCGAUAUUCGUUUAUAUCCGUCGAUCGGCACGCCAACGUUGCGGGGCUCCAGUCCCCGGGGACCUUGACGGGCUAUCGACUCGUAUC
This is a messenger RNA of Eufriesea mexicana, 3906 nucleotides long. It is a transcript of the gene Tmtc2, whose product is annotated as Transmembrane O-mannosyltransferase targeting cadherins 2. Gene Ontology annotation, molecular function: protein binding; mannosyltransferase activity. The transcript is spliced from 10 exons. NCBI's taxonomy places the organism in Eukaryota, Metazoa, Arthropoda, Insecta, Hymenoptera, Apidae. Gene Ontology annotation, cellular component: endoplasmic reticulum membrane. The coding region runs from base 1184 to 3697 and encodes 837 amino acids. Gene Ontology annotation, biological process: protein O-linked glycosylation via mannose. The record is from RefSeq and is a predicted model, not a curated record.